Messenger RNA from Micromonas commoda, 752 nucleotides. RefSeq names its product oxygen-evolving enhancer protein 3, chloroplast precursor (gene PSBQ). Gene Ontology annotation, molecular function: calcium ion binding. The record is from RefSeq and is a predicted model, not a curated record. Gene Ontology annotation, cellular component: photosystem II; extrinsic component of membrane; photosystem II oxygen evolving complex. Lineage: Eukaryota; Viridiplantae; Chlorophyta; Mamiellophyceae; Mamiellales; Mamiellaceae. The transcript has 3 exons. The coding region runs from base 36 to 653 and encodes 205 amino acids. Gene Ontology annotation, biological process: photosynthesis.
CUCCCCGACCGCAAACGAGCCUUAUACUCGUCAAAAUGGCUGCCAUUUCCUCCGCUGCUUCCGUGUUCACCGGCAAGGCCCUCGUCCAGGCGAAGACCGCCCCCAAGGCCAAGGCGUCCGUCGCCGUGACCGCCUCCGCCGAUGCCCGCAAGGCUGCCUCCCUCCUCGCGGCCGGUGUCAUCGCUCUCCAGGCCACCCCCGCCAUGGCGCUCAACAUGAUCGAGCUCCAGGACGAGCGCCAGACCAACAAGAACGGUCUCCAGCUCAUCUAUGAGGCCCGUGAUCUCAACAUCACCCAGUCCGUGCGCCAGGACGGCAACUCCCGCUUCUCCUUCCAGAAGCUCACCACUGCCCAGACCGCGACCCGCGCGUCCGAGUCGAUCAAGCGCCUCAACACUGACGUGGGUGAGUACGUCGGCAAGGCCUACUGGACCCAGGCCGCCAACGAGCUCCGCCGCCAGGUUGGUACCCUCCGCUUCGACAUGAACAACCUCGUUGCGGACAAGGGUGGCGACAAGGCUGCGGCCAAGGCUUUCUACGCCUCCAUCGAGAAGCUCGACUUCUCCAUCCGCCAGAAGGACCAGGCUGCCGCCACCGCCGCGCUCGCCUCCGUCCAGGAGCAGGGCAACGCCCUCAUCAAGCAGCUCGCGUAAGCGCCGUUGGGGGGAUAGAACUGCUAACAUAGAGACCAACAAAAACCCAUUUUAAAAUACAGAAAAAGGCGGGCAGAUAUAGCUGCCGGCUGCGAAGUA